AUGCAAAAUUUUGUUACUUUUGCCAUUUCAAGAAAUGUGAAGGAGCUGGAAAUAGAUUUCUCUGAUCCUACGUGGAGAGAAGACAAUCUUGAUAAUCAUCCAGCAGUAGCUGAGUUGCCUUUGCAGGCAUAUCACCAUGUGGGUCUUGAAUCAUUGAAGUCCUUGUUGGUGAAUUGUCCAUUGCUAGAGAGUUUGAGUUUAAAGAAUUGUUGGAAUGUGAUUGAGCACUUUGAGAUUUCUUUACCAAACUUGAAGCUAAAGAAUUUAGUUCUUGACAAGUGCAAUUUUAUUCAUGAUAUGUUCUGGAUUGACGGACCAAAGUUAAAGUUCUUGAAAUACUCAGGCAAAAUUGAUUAUUUUCACUUGUUGGAUCAACGUGAUAUGACAGAAGCUGAUCUUGACUUUGGUAUGAAGCUUGAAUUUGAGGAAGUUGGUGCCCUUCUUUAUGACUUCCUACAAGAGCUUUGUUCUGUUCGAGUUUUGACAGUCUGCAGUGUCUUUCUUCAGAUUGUAGCGCAAGGAGAGGAACCAUUACGUGUACAUGCUCCGAUUGAUGUCCGCCAUCUGAUAUUGAAAACUUUAAUGCACUUAAACGAAUUUCAUGGCAUGAGGUUCAUGUUCAGUAGCUGCCCACUUCUAGAGAUCCUUACUUUAGACAUAGGCCAUCGAAAAAUCUUCCAUAAUUAUGUACCUCCCUUUGAAUUAAAUCCUCAUGAAUUUUGGUCAAAGGACAUAAGGGUUCAAAAGUGCAUUCAUAGCUGCCUUCGAGUGGUGAAUGUCAAGGGGUUUAAAGGCACUUUGAAUGAACUGUAUGUCUUGAGAUACAUAAUCUGCUAUGGUCGCCAACUACAACAUCUUAAUCUCCAUAUCUCCAAUGAAGAAGGUGACAAUGGAGAAAACAGGGAUACUUAUAUGACAAGAGUUGAACGAAUUACGCAGUUCAAGAACUCCUCCCCGAACCUGCAAAUAUCUAUCUUCUAA
Molecule: messenger RNA, 981 nt
Organism: Hevea brasiliensis (rubber tree)
Lineage: Eukaryota; Viridiplantae; Streptophyta; Magnoliopsida; Malpighiales; Euphorbiaceae
Product: F-box protein At3g62230-like
Exons: 4
Coding region: 1-981 (326 amino acids)
Source: RefSeq, a predicted model, not a curated record